Perca flavescens (yellow perch) is the source of this 3184-nucleotide messenger RNA. It is a transcript of the gene rnf2, whose product is annotated as ring finger protein 2. Bases 161 to 1195 code for a protein of 344 amino acids. NCBI's taxonomy places the organism in Eukaryota, Metazoa, Chordata, Actinopteri, Perciformes, Percidae. Gene Ontology annotation, cellular component: PcG protein complex; ubiquitin ligase complex. Gene Ontology annotation, molecular function: ubiquitin protein ligase activity; chromatin binding. The record is from RefSeq and is a predicted model, not a curated record. The transcript is spliced from 9 exons.
UGUUUUCAUCAUACACAUCCAUCCCUCGGAAACCCGGGCCCCGUUGGCAUAGCGCCUCCAUUUCCCAGACUACAUUGCUUCUUGCACAUCCGCCAUAUUGCCUUCGUCUAAACGCGCUGACUGGAUCCGCUCGUACCCACAACUGAAAAUUGUUGCAGUGAUGACUCAGACAGUUCAGACCAACGGGGUUCAACCCCUCAGUAAGACCUGGGAACUGAGUCUGUAUGAGCUACAGAGAACUCCACAGGCACAGGAGGCAAUAACAGAUGGACUGGAAAUAGCAGUGUCGCCCAGGUCCCUGCACAGUGAACUCAUGUGUCCUAUCUGCCUGGACAUGUUGAAGAACACAAUGACAACCAAAGAAUGUCUGCAUCGCUUCUGCGCUGAUUGUAUCAUCACAGCUUUAAGAUCCGGUAAUAAAGAGUGUCCUACCUGUCGUAAGAAGCUGGUGUCCAAGAGGUCGUUGCGUCCAGACCCUAAUUUCGACGCUCUGAUUAGCAAGAUUUAUCCCAGCCGAGACGAGUACGAAGCCCACCAAGAGAGAGUGUUGGCUCGCAUUAGCAAACACAACAACCAGCAAGCCCUGUCCCACAGCAUAGAGGAGGGGCUGAAGAUACAGGCUAUGACCAGACUGCAGCGCGGUAAGAGACACACAGUGGAGAAUGGUAGCGGAGCUGAGGACAACGGAGACUCCUCCCACUGUAGCAACGCGUCUGUCCACAGCAACCAGGAGGCAGGUCCGAGCAUUAAGCGCACCAAGACGAGUGAUGACAGCGGUCUAGACAUGGACAACGCUGCGGAGAAUGGGGGCGGGGACUCUGUGAUCGAUGGCGGUGCCAGCGAAAUAGAACUGGUGUUUAGGCCACAUCCCACCCUGAUGGAGAAGGAUGACGGUCACAACAGUGUGGAGUUUGUCCCUCGCUACAUUAAGACGUCCGGUAACGCUACAGUAGACCACCUGUCCAAAUACCUGGCGGUCAGACUGGCUCUGGAGGAGCUGAGAAGAAACGCGGAGGCCAGUCCUGUUAAUGUGGAGGCAGCUUCAGAGAAACAGUACACCAUUUACAUCCCUACCGCUGGGAACCAGUUCACUGUCCUGAAUGGUUCCUUCUCCCUUGAGCUGGUCAGCGAAAAGUACUGGAAGGUGAACAAACCCAUGGAGCUCUACUUUGCUCCGACUAAAGAACACAAGUAGGCACACAUAAAAAAAAAAACACACAUGCACAUACACACACAUAGAGACACACACCCACACACACACACCAGUAGGACGUAGACAUAUGGACUGUGACACACCUGCACACACAGAAACAAGAGGAGAAGAAUGUGAGUGUCUGAAGGAGACGAGAGGGGUUGUCGAAACCCUCAAAAGGACUCUUGUAAAAAGGAAAAAAAACUUUUUUUGUUUUAUAUUCUCUUUCGCUGUGUCUCUUUCUAUAUCUCUCUCUGUAGAAGGUAGCAGAUCAGUACAGCAGCCAGCAGGUACAUUGAGGCGAUUAUGGGCUGUUGACAAUAUUUGUAGAUUCUCUCAAACCCUAAAAAAAAACAACAACAACCAGUAAAACCAUUGUAUUCUACUGCUAUUUGUCUUGAGCAAAGGCCCCUCUGCACUCAUGGGAUUUUGGUCCGUACCAGACAAAAGUUGACUGUGAGAGAAACGUGGGGGGGGGAAUCUUUGGUUAUCAAUCCCAAACCCUGGUCCCAGAUCUCACUGGGACAUGUCCACCAAUGGAGACCAAGACCACCUGUGUCAAAUGUCUUCCAGUAUCUGAAAUUUAGGGCCGUGUUGACAAAAUGGGACUGCAGCUCGGAAAAGGGCCAAAUAUGAUGCAGAAUACGCAGGCCAAUGGCAGCCGGCCAUACGCGUAUACCACGCGGGUGUGGGCGUUUUCACCCGUACACAGCCAUUUAACAUGAAUCUGACAUGUAUGGAAGUAAAGAAAAGCCAUAAAAAAAAAAAUGAAUUUUAGAGUCAGCUGAAGACCUGUUCACUACUGAGUACUUCAUGUUAAAGGUAAAAGGUUGCUCAUCUGAACUGAUCAGACCGAUCCAGGCUCGAUUGAUUGUCCUUUGGUAGCCUGAAUGUUUAAGUUAAACAUUUUCAUUGUCAAUUUCCCGAUUCCAAUCUUAAGCAACUUGAUGUUUAGAAUUAACUUGAACUUUUGGAUCUGAAUCUUUUAAUGUAUUUGUUUUGAUGUGGACCCGUGUGUCUGAAAUAAAGGUGAAUGGAAAUGUUCUGUCUGAAUUUGUUGAACCCUAAAUAGUUUUUAAUAAUUGCGCAUAACUUUAGAAAUGAGUUACUUGACAUUUUGAAAAGGGAACUGUAAACCCAUUCAUUCAGACAGAAGGUUUUGAAAGUAAAAAAAAUGUAAAUGCUCAACAUUAAUUAAUCAGAAGUGAUUUAAUUUCAUAAUUAGGUUUCAGUUGAUUAUGAAAUUCAAAUGAUUAUGGCUGCUCUUUGCUUCUAAACUGGUAUUGGACAGCAUAGCACUAUCAUUUCUAUAUUGGACAGUCAACCAGGAUUUCAUUAGACCCAUCUGGCACAGCGUGACCCGCUCUGUGGUGUAAAGGGGCCUUUGAGAAACCACCUGGAAGACCAUAUGUUGAAUACUUCGAGGUAGAAUGUGCGUUCACACUGACAAACUUCACCGUUUUGUCCAGCAGUGGGCAGUGCAAGCAUCCAAUAGCAUCUAUAUAGUGAUAUGAAGCUACAAAGAUUGCCAUUGUUUUAUUAUUAUUUGUUUUUGCCCGAUCAUUUUGUAAGUGUUCUCUAAACUUUUUUUUAUUAUUAUUAUUAUUUUUUUUUAUAUAUAACCUGUCUUUCAAAUAAAACUAGAGAACAGUGAAGGUUGGAGUGACUGCGAUGUUUUUGUUAGAGAAGGCUACUGUGUGGAACGGAGUCACUGUUAACGGGGAACAAUGGGAGAGCUCCAGAUGAAUGGGGCUCCGGUUGCUCUCUGGCCACCAUGCUACCAGUGUGAACGCAUGAGAACAAUCCAGCUCCACCACCACCACCAGGCCUCGUCUUUCUGUUCGUAUUAAUACGGCCGGGGGUUUAGUGUACAGCAGAAAAAGAUACCCUCCUGUUGCUGUUGUCUUGAUCUGUUGCCUGUAGAAAAACAAAUAUCUGUGGCUGCUCUCUAUGGCUUGUGUUCUUUUAUAAAUGUCUUUUGUAACAUGUUGA